Tarenaya hassleriana is the source of this 2960-nucleotide messenger RNA. RefSeq names its product AP-3 complex subunit delta. The record is from RefSeq and is a predicted model, not a curated record. The transcript has a single exon. Gene Ontology annotation, cellular component: membrane coat; AP-3 adaptor complex; endosome membrane. Gene Ontology annotation, biological process: protein targeting to vacuole; Golgi to vacuole transport. Lineage: Eukaryota; Viridiplantae; Streptophyta; Magnoliopsida; Brassicales; Cleomaceae. The coding region runs from base 203 to 2770 and encodes 855 amino acids.
UUUUUUUUUUAAUUGGAAAGAAAGCCAUUCAUCUCUCUCCCGUGAACUCGCAAACGCCAUCAUGAAAAACCCUCGAAUCUGAUCUCCGAUCUCGCCCUCCAAGAUCUCUCUGUUCAUGGCUACUUGCGAUUUCUUAUCAUAGCCCCAUCUCGAUUUCGAUUCGCGAUUCCCGCCUCUCGCUGUUCCUUCUCUUCCCUCUCCAAUGGCGACGUCGUCUUCCAAUUCGCUCAUGGACAGUCUGUUUCAGCGAAGCCUCGAGGAUCUGAUCAAGGGUCUUCGUCUCCAGCUCAUCGGAGAAUCCGCUUUCAUCUCCAAAUCCCUAGAUGAAAUCCGCCGCGAGAUCAAAGCGACGGAUCUCUCCACGAAAUCCACCGCUCUCCAGAAGCUCUCUUACCUCAACGCACUCCAUGGCAUCGACAUGUCGUGGGCUGCGUUCCACGCCGUCGAGGUCGUGUCCUCUUCUCGCUUCGCCCACAAGAGGAUCGGUUACCACGCCAUUGCUCAGUCCUUCAACGACCAGACACCUGUUCUGCUCCUGAUCACGAACCAGCUCCGUAAGGAUUUGAACAGCACGAACGAGUACGAGGUUAGUCUCGCUCUUGAUUGUUUGUCUAGGAUUGGAACUGAUGAUCUAGCUAGGGAUUUGACGCCCGAGGUUUUCACGGUUCUGGGUAGUAGCAAGGCCUUCGUCAGGAAAAAAGCUAUUGGUGUUGUCUUGAGGGUUUUCGACAAGAACCCUGAUGCUGUUAGGGUAUGUUUCAAGCGUCUUGUCGAGAAUCUUGAGAGCUCCGAUCCUCAGAUUCUCUCUGCAGUGGUUGGAGUGUUCUGCGAGCUCACCACAAAGGAUCCCCAAUCGUAUCUUCCCUUAGCUCCCGAGUUGUAUAAGAUUCUGGUGGAUUCGAGGAACAAUUGGGUUCUGAUCAAGGUUCUCAAAAUUUUCGCUAAGUUGACUCUGAUAGAGCCGAGGUUGGCUAAUAAGGUGGCUGAGCCGAUCUGCGAACACAUGCGGAGGAGUGUAGCUAAGUCUCUGGUGUUUGAGUGUAUUAGGACCGUGGUGAGUAGCAUGAGCGAUCAUGAAGCAGCUGUGAAACUUGCGGUUGCUAAGAUCCGGGAGUUUCUAGUUGACGAUGAUCCGAAUCUCAAGUAUCUUGGUCUGCAUGCCUUGUCAAUUGUUGCUCCGAAUCAUUUGUGGGCAGUUUUGGAGAACAAAGAGGCUGUGGUUAAGGCUCUGAGCGAUGAGGAUCCGAAUGUUAAACUUGAGGCCUUGCGGCUGUUGAUGGCAAUGGUGAAUGAAGAUAACGUUUCAGAGAUCUCCCGGAUUCUUGUGAAUUACGCGCUUAAAUCAGACCCUUUAUUCUGCAACGAGAUUAUCGGUUCCAUCCUGUCAGCAUGCUCCAGGAACGUAUAUGAGAUCGUAGUUGAUUUUGAUUGGUACGUGUCUCUUCUCGGGGAAAUGGCUAGAGUUCCACAUUGCCAAAUAGGGGAAGAGAUUGAGCAUCAGCUGAUCGAUAUCGGUAUGAGGGUCAAAGAUGCUAGGCCGCAGUUGGUCUGUGUUUCUCGGGUGUUGCUUAUUGAUCCAGCAUUGCUCGGUAAUCUGUUCUUGCACCCGAUAUUAUCCGCCGCUGCUUGGGUUUCCGGGGAAUACGUCGAGUUCUCUAAGAACCCAUUUGAAAUUGCCGAGGCCCUUCUGCAACCGCGGACUUGUCUCUUGCCGCCUUCCAUUAGAGCCAUCUACAUAGAGUCCAUCUUCAAAGUUCUUGUCUUCUGUAUGAGGUUGUACUUCUUGGGCCAGGAACCCGCUUCCUCAUCUUCUGUUGAUGGACCUAGUCCCGUUUUUUUGGAGAAGAACGGCUUCACCCAUGAAUCUGUGGUGAAUCUAAUGAAUUCAAUUGAGUUCUAUUUGUGGCCGUUAUCUGGAACCCAUGAUGUGGAAGUGCAGGAGAGAGCUAAGAACGUUCUAGGGUUCAUCGGUCUGAUAAAGCAAGAGAUAGUCGAGAAAGAAAGCAUCCAGAACAGUGGAACCGAAGCUCUGAGAGUCAUAGGGUUCAUGGAAGAAGUGUUCUCGCUCGGUCCUGUCUCUGCGACUGCACAGGAAAGAGUUUCUGUACCAGAAGGGUUAGAGCUCAAAGAAAAUCUCGGAGAUCUGCAAGACUUUAUCCAACCCAUCGAAUCAAAUGUGUUCUCUCCCACAGACAAAAUCAGCUUCUCGGUUUCGAAACUCGGAAUCAGAGAUCAACAGGAAGAGUCACCUCCGCCAGAACCGGCAUCUCUUCUGGCAGAACACCGCAAACGGCAUGGCCUAUAUUACCUUCCCUCUCAGAAGAACGACCGAGACAGCGACGGAAACGAUUAUCCUCCGGCAAACGAACUGGCGGACGAGAUAUCGGUAGAGUCGUUUAACCCUCGGAGAAAGCAGGGUCAGUAUAAACCGAGGCCAGUGGUGGUGAAACUGGACGAGGGAGAUGAGUCAGCCUCAGUGAAAACGACAAAGGAGGAUGUGAAGGAUGAUGAAUCUUUGUCACGCGCAAUUCAGAACGCUCUUAUGGGAAAGGAUGAGAGAUAUUUGGAUACAGGGAAUGGAGAAUCGAGCUCGAGAAGGGAAAUAAAUCAUGAAAGGGCAGAGAAGGAGAAGGAGAAGGAGAAGAAGAGAAAGAAGAAGAAGAAGAAUGGGGAGAGAAGUAGCAAUAAGCAUAGAUCAAGGCGAAGAACAGAUGAAGAAGAAGAAGUUGGUGAUUCGAAGCGGGUAAUGAUCCCAGAUUUUCUCUUGUGAGAAAACGGGUUUGUGAUUGAGAUCUGGAGAUUUAAGGUUUGUGUCGGAGAGCUCUUGCUGUUUUUUUUUUUUUUUUAAUUUAAUUUUCUUUUCUUUUUUUGGGUUAUUAUUGUAUAGUGAUUUUAAUGUAUCAAUUUACUGGUUUUGUGAAAUGUAAACAGAUUUGAGAAAGAAAAAAAAACUUGUGGAA